UCAUUGUUGACCACGCCCUUAUCUGAAGCGCAGUUUCACACAGUUCGCAAGGUAGAAAGUAAACAAGUUAGCAAAGGGCUCUUCGUUUUAUAAUUGAGUCCGCAUUCAUUUUUUACACAUUUAAUUUCGUUUCCCUUUAGGGACAAAGGAAGCCAAAUGGGGAUCUUGUACUCAGAGCCCAUGUGUCAGGCAGCUUAUGACGAUGACAUCCACAAGUUGCAAAAACUGAUCUCAGCUGAUCCCAGAAAUGUAAAUGUUCAAGAUGAUGGAACAGGAGACACACCAAUCAUAGCCGCCUGUAGACAAGGAAACCUCAGGACUGUCAAAUACCUUCUAGUUUGCAAUGCAAAUGUGUCUAUUAGAAAUAAGAAAGAAAGGACUUGUUUGCACUAUGCUACAAGAAGAACAUUUUCCUUCCUGGACUACCUGAUGAUUGCCAUUUUAAUGCCUAUCUUGUUAAUUGGUUAUCUUAUAAUGGAAGAGAAGCAAAGAAAAAGUGUGAAAUUGAUGGAGCUUCUGUUGGCCACUAAGGUUGACGUAAAUGCUAUAGACUAUAAGGGGAACACUGGACUUCACUAUGCGUGCCAAAGAAAAAGUCAAAGGAUCAUUCCAUUGUUAUUAGAGAAAAGUGCAGAUGUUUCAGUACAGAAUAAAAAUCAUGAAACCCCGCUAGAUAUCGCAAAGAGAUUACAAUUCCACAAAAUUGUUACAAUGUUAACAAAAUCAAUGUGAGUAUUAAUAGAGGACAUGAGAGAAGAGAUGUUUCAUGUGCAGCAGCAUUGUGGGGUCCUUUACAAUUCACCAUCUGAGUUUUAGAUGGGUUUUUACCAAGUGUCAAUUUUUUACACUUUUUGCACCACAAAUUGUUACACUUAAUGUUAGAAAAAUACAUUUCUCAGAUGAAAGAUGUAUUUAAGCAUAUUUGAUUUAGUUUUUUAUUUGAUUACUCCUAUUUGUAUUGUUGAUUUUCUUAUAUACAUUGAUCAUUUAAUAUAGUAUAUAUGUAUAUAUUUUGUUUUACAUGUUUUACGGAGCAUUGAUUUCAAAAAGGCAGCUGGGCCAGAUGGACUUGAUCCUGGUUUGUUAAAAAUGGCAGCAGAAAUUAUAGUGAAACCACUCACUUAUAUCUUUAACCUGUCCGUUUGCACAGAUACAGUGCCUAUUUCGUGGAAGCAAGCUUACGUCACACCAUUACUAAAAUCUGGGGAUCCAUGUGAUGCAAAUAAUUAUAGACCUAUCUCAAAUCUCUCGGUUUUAGCUAAGGUUUUGGAGAUUUUAGUGUCUGAUCAAUUAAAAACUUUUCUGGUUUCACAAAAUAUUCUUAAUAAAAUGCAAUCUGGUUUUAGAUCUGGUCACAGCACAGUUUCUGCCUGCUUAAAAGUUAUUGAUGAUAUAAAAGCGGCAAUUGAUAAAAAGUUAUUCUGGUUUCACAGCUAUCUCUCUGAACGGAUGCAAAUUGUAAGACAUGGGAAUGUAACAUCUGACCCUGUCGUCCUAAAAAAGGGUGUCCCACAAGGAUCAGUUUUAGGUCCUUCGCUUUUUAUCAUCUAUAUAAAUAAUGUUUGUAGUGAAUUUAAAUACUCACAGUAUCAUUUGUAUGCCGAUGACACAAUUAUGUAUUCGUGUGCCUCUACACCUGAGACUGCCUGUGCGAACUUGCAGUCAGAUUUCGCCUCAUUACAAUCCGCCUUGUUUGAUUUGAAGCUACUUUUAAAUGCAAAAAAAGACAAAGGCAAUGGUAUUUGCCCCCGUAGGUACUAAAGUCCCAGUUCUUGCUAUUAAGACACUCCAAGAUGAAGCUAUUGAACUUGUUGAUACUUACAAGUAUUUGGGUAUCUGGCUUGAUAAAGGUUUUACCUUUAAAAAACACAUUGAAGUUCUCGCUAUGAAACUUAAAUUUACUCUGGCAUUCUUAUAUAGAUUAAAAUCUUGCUUUUUAGGACUAUAAGAAAAAGACUGGUUGCAGGACUAUUCAUGUCUCAGAUAGAUUAUGGGGAUAUCAUCUAUCAAUUUGCUUGUCCAUCUACUCUGUCAAUACUAGACCCUCUUUAUCAUGCGGCUCUCAGGUUCAUUACAAAUGCUGGCUAUCAGACACAUCAUUGCAUCUUAUACAAUAUGGUAAAUUGGCCGUCACUUAAAUCGCACAGGAUGCGACAUUGGCACAUUUUUAUUUAUAAAGUGAUUUUAGGUAUCUUGUCGUCUUAUAUUUGCUUAAAAUGUUCGUACCCAAAGUACAUAUCAAUUAAGAUCUAGUGAUGUACUCCUUUUUAAGGUACCAAGAAUGAGGACAGAAGCAGGAAAGAGGGUUCUGUCUUACUAUGGUCCUUCGUCCUGGAAUGAACUCCAGUCUAGACUUAAGAUUGGUGCGCUAAUUUCCUUAGCUGCUUUUAAAAAAAGAAUAUCUGAUAUGCGGACGGACAUGUGUAACUGUUUUAAUUAAUGGUGGUGGAUAUUGACUUCUAGCCCCUGUUUCGUAUGUUUACAUAUUUUAAACUCAUUGCAUCUUCACAUGCAAAUAUUCUGUAAAUUUUGUGUAAAUCUGCUUUGUAUUUUAUAUUGUAAUUUAUUGUCUUGCAACAUAUGAUUGAACGUGUUAUACAGGACUCCCUUGUAAAAGAGACUGUAUCUCAAUGGGACUUUUCCUGUUUAAAUAAAGGUUUUAUAUAU
This is a messenger RNA of Cyprinus carpio (common carp), 2667 nucleotides long. RefSeq names its product ankyrin repeat domain-containing protein 22-like. Lineage: Eukaryota; Metazoa; Chordata; Actinopteri; Cypriniformes; Cyprinidae. The record is from RefSeq and is a predicted model, not a curated record. The transcript has 6 exons. Bases 157 to 732 code for a protein of 191 amino acids. Gene Ontology annotation, molecular function: protein binding.